This is a messenger RNA of Stereum hirsutum FP-91666 SS1, 1346 nucleotides long. RefSeq lists its product as uncharacterized. Gene Ontology annotation, biological process: protein N-linked glycosylation. Gene Ontology annotation, molecular function: alpha-1,6-mannosylglycoprotein 6-beta-N-acetylglucosaminyltransferase activity. The transcript has 7 exons. NCBI's taxonomy places the organism in Eukaryota, Fungi, Basidiomycota, Agaricomycetes, Russulales, Stereaceae. Bases 1 to 1137 code for a protein of 378 amino acids. The record is from RefSeq and is a predicted model, not a curated record.
AUGCUCGAGGAGACAAGGUUGAAACUCAGUGAUACUGUAUUUCCCGAGCUGGACAAGAGUGAUUCGUGGAGUAACGAGAACAACAAGGCGAUCAGGGAUUUGUUCAGGUGCAUAGAGUCGGGGAACUGUGUCGAGAACCAAGAAAAAGUCGUGAUCCUAGGCUCGUUUCACUUCCGCGGCGCACUCACCGGAUGGGUUGGUGGUGAAGACAUUUGCCUGAACUAUACGCUGUUAUAUUCGCUCAACAACGACCGUGCCGUCCAGCUGUACCAGAUGUUCCCGGCAUUGGUGGUGGCUGUUCUAUUCGAAUCAUCCGACGUUGUGGUUUGCUAUCGCGAUAACGAAAACUGCCUCCAGUCCGAACGAAAUCCACAUGGGAUACCAAUUUAUAAGCUCUUCAGCUGGCAUUUCUGGUCCCAACCUGCUCAUCCCUUGGGUAGUCAAUGGACGUGGCAACCCGAGCCUUAUGCUAUUGAGGGCUAUUUCCCGGACGUCACCUAUGUCGGUUACAGUGUUGAACCCUCCUGCUCUAAGCAGCCUUUCAUUCCCCACGAAGGGCGCCAAGCCUAUCUCUUGGCGAAGCAUCUUUAUUACUUCACCGAUGAAAUCGCGCACGGUUGGUCCUCCACAGUAUGGAAGCGAGUAAAGGAGGAGACAGGAAUUGAGCUCAUCAUCGGCUCGAGAGGGGACGACGACUACGAACAACCCGAAGGCCUGACAAACCUUGGAUUUAUGCCUCAAGAGCGUUUCCUAAAUGAGGUGGCGAAGAGCCGAGUGCUUAUCGGUGUAGGGCAACCGUACACAAGCCCAACGCCUUACGAAGCUCUGUGCCUUGGCGUGCCAUUCAUCAAUCCUAUUUUACAGUGGGAUCCGGAAAACCCUCUAGAUAAAUCACGUUGGGACUCGCAGCACGUCAUCCUUCGAUAUCUCGAUCCUCCAUACGUGUACAACGUUCAGAAGGACGACGAACAGGGACUUAUUGACGCCAUUAACGCCGCCUACGAAAAUCCAAUCGACAGUUUUGUCCUAGAUAGGAUGAGGAUCCCCUCUAUUGCCGAACGCCUGGAGGAGCUUUUGGGCAGAGACUGGGAAGAGUUGGCAAAGAACGUGCCCCUGAAUCCGAUGGACGGGUGGUAAGAUUGAUGGUUCUAUGGCGUUUGAUGAUUCUACGGCGUGGAAUUGCAUUGGACAUCAUCAUCCAGUGCUCGACAUUCAUGACUGUGACGAGUGAUUCGGCGGACUACUGCAUACAUUAUAGACCUAUUGUUCAUCGUUUUCUGCGUGGGAUUCCCUGGUCGAUCCCGCAACUUGGUUUGUGCGAUGCAUUGUAUAUUGUUCAUCCAAAG